AUGCAUUCCAUCCUCCCACUCGCCCGCAGCGCCGCUUGCCGGUCCCCCGCUAGGACCGGCCUCCAGCGCUUCCUGUCCUCGUCGUCCGCGGCCGCGCCGCAGCGCACAGUCAUCGUCACGGGCGCCGGCCGCGGGAUCGGCAAGGCCAUCGCUCUGCGCCUCGCUCGGGACGGCUACGACGUGACAGUGAACGACCUGCCGUCCCUGCAGCCGUCCAUCGACAGCGUCGUCUCGGAGAUCCGCGGGCUGGGGCGCGCCGCGCACGGCUUCGCAGCGAACGUGACGGACGCGGCGGCCGUCGACGCGCUGGUGGCGUCGUCCGUGGAAGCCCUCGGGCCGCUGUCGACGAUGAUCUCGAACGCAGGGAUCGUGCAGGUCAAGUCGCUUCUGGACACCUCGGCGGAUGACAUCCGGCACAUGAUGAACGUCAACCUCGUGGGUGUGCACAACUGCCACCGGUCCGCCGCGCGGCAGAUCCUGUCCCAGGGCACGCAGGGGAAGCUGAUCGCCGCCGCGAGCAUCGCGGCGUUCCGCGCGUGGAGCAUGCUGGGGCCGUAUGCGAUGUCCAAGUUCGCCGUCCGCGCGCUGACGCAGGGCUGGGCCGUGGAGCUGGCGAAGCGCGGGAUCACGGUCAACGCGUACGCGCCGGGGAUCGUCGACACGGACAUGUGGGACGUCAUCGACGCGAAGAUGCGCGAGUACGAGGGCGACAGUGCUGCGAAGAAGGGAGACGCCAUGCGCAAGACGGGGCGAGACCUCAUUGCGUUGCCACGGCUGAGCGUGCCAGAGGAUGUCGCCAACUUGGUGAGCUUCCUGGCCAGCGACGGUGCCGAUUACAUCACCGGUCAGACGUACAUCGUAGACGGCGGAGCAUACAUGUAA
Mycena citricolor is the source of this 882-nucleotide messenger RNA. NCBI's taxonomy places the organism in Eukaryota, Fungi, Basidiomycota, Agaricomycetes, Agaricales, Mycenaceae. The record is from the annotation of a GenBank genome assembly.